CAGAGGGAGAGAAGGAGCGGGAGAGCGGAGGAGAGCAGCAGAGCCGGCCGGGGUCCCGCUCCGGGAGGGAGGCAGGAGGGCAGGAGCGGAUGGCACCGGGGUCCCUCCCGGGCGCGGGCCUUCCCCCCAGGGUUGGAGCAAAGCGUUUCCUCGGGCUCCAGGUGGAUUCAUUCUGAAACUAGUGCUCAAAGACGUGAGACACCAUUGGUAAAGGAGGGCCAGAAUAGCUUACCUUGGAGCAAUUUAAAUCUACUUCUACUCUGCCUCUGCCAGCACUCAUUUUUCUCUCUGUGACACACAGUGCAGGGAGACCCUCCAGGGAAGUGAAGUGACUUCCUAUCUGUCUCAGAGGCUGUGAUAUUGCCCAGGUCCAGGGUCCUUCUUCCAGAGGUGUCCUAGGUCCCCAGAACCCAGAGGGGACAUUCCCUCAGCUGCAUCACAAACCAGCUUUCCCAGAGGAGUAAAAAGAGCAUACCAUGUUUGGCGCUCAGGUGUUCCAGCCACCACCCUUAGGGACCAGACCCAGUGAAGGAAGAGCUCACUCUGGUGACUUUGGACUUCCUGAGGAAGGCUACAAGUGUCCAGCUGUGGAGCCCAAGGAGGGCAGGUUGAACAUGCUGGAAGAUUCAGAACAGGCCAGUCUUUUGGACCUAGAUGAGGAAGAGGAAAAAGGCUUGGGCAGAAUAUCCUGUGGAAUGAGGAAAGAUGGGUCCCAGCUGUCAAAUCCUCUGCUGGCCCAUUUGGCCUGUGGUCCUAGGCAAGCCCUUGGAAGAUCCCAUCAGACAUGUGGCACCGACCAGGACUGGAAGGUAGCCAGAGUCCAACCUGUCACAGUUUCUAGCCCCAGCUCAGCCCAGAAACCAGCCUUGAGUCGCAGUACCAGUCUCACCGAGAAGGACCUGACAGAGGCCAGGGUGCAGAGCCAGCGCAUCGCUGCCCAGCUGACCACCCCCCCCAGCUCCAACUCCCGAGGGGUCCUGCUCUUCCACAGGCGCCGGCAGAGGGUGAACGAGUUCACCUUUGAGAGCGUUGGGAGACAGGGGCCGGCGCCUCUCCCUGGGCACUGCUCUCGGAACCCGCCUGCUGAGAGUCCAGACCAUGUUCCAGAGCUCUGCCUGAAUCCCACCGCACGCGCCCUGUGCCCAAGCCCUUCUGCAUCCCUUGGAAUUCGGGCCCCGGAAGCAGGGAACCCUCGCUUCGCCAUGGAGGGGCCUGGGGAGAAGGCAGACGUCCUGACGCAGAGACCCCUGGAGAAGGCGGCCAGCGAGGAGGAGGAGAUUCCUUUGGUGGUCUACUUAAAGGAGAACGCAGCCUUACUCACGGCCAACGGGCUCCACCUCUCCCAGAGCAAGGAGCCCCAGAAAGGGCCGUCAGCGGCCGAGGCAAAUGCUCUCCCUCUGGAUGUUAAUCAGAAUCCUUCCCUGGCCGAGACUGCGCCCACCACGCUGGUGAGCGACGAGAACCAGAACCCCCCGGAGACGGACGCCGGGCAGAAGGCCCCAGCCCGCGGCACCCAGCUGGGCGUGUCCGAAGCCCAGGGCCCACAGGACGGCCCCAUGGCUGACUUGGAACCCAGUGCUCUGCUCAAGGAUGAGGGAGCCCACCCAGCAGCCCCAGACUUGAGUUCCAGUGCCCUGAUUAACGAGGUAAAGCCGAGUGCCGUGACCCCCGACAGCAGGGCCGGCCCCCACUCUGAGGUCCUCCCCAGCCCCACCACGAACGUCUCCAAUGUCAAGUCUAGCGUCUUGGUCAUUGAUGUCAAGCCCAGUGCCCCAGCAGCGGGGCCGGAGCCGUCUGGACCCGCCGUCGGCGCCUCAGCCCCCAAGCAGCACAGCGAAGUCCACCUCACCCUGGCCAGGCCGCAGUCGGUGGUCAACAGGACGGCCAGGCCGUUCGGGGUCCAGUCCCAAGGGAUCAACAGCCAGCUGGAGCGUAGCCCCAUGCUGGAGAGACGGCCCCUGGGGGAGCGGGGCCCCAGAGCCCCGGCACACCCCAUCGGGCAGAGGAGCCCCCAGGUGCAGAGGCACGCUGUGAUGGUGAGGAGCCCCAUGCUGGAGAGACGGCCCCUGAGAGAGAGCAGCCCCACCGUGGAGAGGGGCCUGGUGGUGGAGAGGCCCGGAAUGGGCCAGAGAAGUCCUGUCCUGGAAAAGCGUCCCCUGGCAAACUUCACUCCGCCCCCCACCUACGCAGAGACCUUGUCCACGGCAGCUCCAGUCUCCAGGGGCAGAUCCCCCCCUUCUUACUCUGUUCUGUACCCCGGCACCGAACACAAACCAGCUCUCCUAAAGGGGCCGAGCUACGGCGAGGGCCGAUCCGUAUCUGCCCCCAAGACUGGCAUCUUGGAGGAGUCCAUGGCCCGCCGAGGCAACAGGAAGUCCAUGUUCACCUUCGUGGAGAAGCCCAAAGUCACCCCCAACCCUGACCUCCUGGAUUUGGUGCAGACGGCGGAUGAGAAGCGGAAGCAGAGGGACCAGGGGGAGCUGGGCCCCGAGGAGGAGCCGUUUGCCCUUGGGGCUGAGGCGUCCAACUUUCAGAACGAGCCCCCUCCCCGGGACUGGUCGAGCCCCACCUCCGAGGACACCCUCCCAGAGUGGUCUUCAUGCCUGAAGUCCCCCAGCAUCCGGGCCAAGCCUCAGCCAAAACCGAACCAAAACCUCACUGAGGCCACGGGCAAGGGAGCCGAACUGUAUGCCCGACGUCAGUCCCGGAUGGAGAAAUACGUGAUUGAGUCACCAAGCCACACCGAGCUGGCCCGCUGCCCAUCUCCCACCAUGUCCCUGCCUCCCUCCUGGAAAUACUCCAACGCUCCAGGGUUCCCGGGGGGCUUCCGGGUGGCGAGCCGGAGCCCGGCCCGGACCCCCCCUGCGUCUCUGUACCAUGGCUACCUGCCGGAGAACAGGACUCCACGCAGGGAGGCAGAGCCCCCCAAACAGCAGCCUUACCAGCUGCAGUCCUCGCUCUUUGUUCUCACUCCCGCCAAGGAGCCAGCCAAGGCCCUGGCCCGAGCAGCCUCCCCUGCCAAGCCGGUGUCUCUCGAUCUGGAGCCCGUGGGGAGGCUGGGCCCCUGCCCUUCUCCUGCUCUGCCUCGGGCGGCCCGCUCUUCACCUGGCCUGUGCCCCUCGCCGGUGGGCCCCGGGGGUCUCGUCCAAGAUGUCAGCCAGAUGAGUGGCAGCAGCCCCACCUUUGGAGGCGAAGUCUCCCCGGUGUCUCCUUCCCGGGCAUGGUCUCCCAGAGCCAAGGGCCAAGCUCCCAGACCCUCCUUCUCUACACGGAACGCAGGGAUUGAGCCCCAGGAAAGAUGGGAAUGUCGCCCCACCUCCCCUUCCGAGGCCCCCAGCUCGCCGAGGCCAGCCAGCAGCCUAGACGGCUGGGUGGGCCGUGGCCCUUCCGAGUUCUGCCCGAUGGUCACCACAAGCAGCCCUCCCCCACCCCCACCCAUGUCCCCCUCCUGGAGCGAGCGCUCCUUGUCCCCAAUGCAGGCCGAGCCCAGGGGCAGCAGCCGCCAGAUGCAGGCCCUGGUUGCCAGGAACAUCAUCAAUGCUGCCCGCCGAAAGAGCUGCUCCUCCCCCAAGUCCCCGGGGGCAGAGUGGCUGAGGCCCCUCUCCACCACGCAGGCCCUCCCCCCGGCCAGCCCCAAAGGGCUGGCCGGCCCCUGCCCUCCUCUGAAGAGCCCCCCGGGAGAGGGCCAUCGCCUGUCCUCCCUGCCUGGUGGUACCUUCUCCCCCAUCUUGAAGAGCCCCCUGCCCUCGUCCCCGGCCCCCUCGGGGGACGGCCCCCGGCCCUUCCUCCCCAGCCCCAGGAGCCCCGGUGCCACCAGACCCUUGGGCUUCACGAGUCCGGUGCCCUCCCCUGGCCCACAGGCUCACUCACUUGCCAAGCCCUAUAUCAGCCGCUCACCCACAGACUCUGACGUCGACUCUGAGGACUCGGGACUCAAGUCCCCCAGUAUCCGGGGCUACAGCGUCUGCCCCCGGGGCUGGAACGGGGGCAGCCUGCGGCUCAAGAGAGGCAGCCUCCCUUCGGAGACCUCCUGUACCUCCUAAGCCACCUGGCCUGGGGGCGGAGAGGGAGAGAUGCUGGGGUGGGUGGGGGCUUCAGGGUGGGGGGCCUGGGUGGGAUACCUUCCCAGGAAGGGCUGGGGACGGCUGGGGACAGCUAGCAUGGGAGCAUCCUCUACUUCCCCAGUUUCAAACCCCUUUGGGGAGGGGACUCCUGACUCGGUCCCCAUUACCCCCAGCGGGGAGAACCAAGUGUUUCUGGGUUUCUUUCCCACCACUCUGCCACCUAGUGGCGCAGUCAGUCCCCGGCUAAGUCCCCCCCAAAGCCAGCUCUGGGCUCUUUGGGACCAAGGACUGAGAUUCAUUGUCCUCCCCCUACCCGCUUUCUCGCCGGCCUCGGAGACCUGGAGGUUUGAAGGGCAGGAGACAACUUAGCGGCCCCAAGGGCCAAGUGUGAAGGGGGCCGGCCCCUCCCAGGGAAGCUGGGAAGCCAAGCUGAGGCGGCUCCUGGACGCAGUGCCAGCGGCUUGGCAGGGCCAUGUUUGGCCAGUGUCAGGUGCUUUCCAUCCCCUCCGUGACCCCAUCCUCUAUUUUUACCACAGUGACCUUUAAAGGCAGCUUAGCUUCUGCUAGUCCUUUAGGUGCCAAACCCUGCCCUUGGAGCUCUGCAGUUGCGGCAGCCCAGUGGAGGGACAUGGGAAGGGGGAAUCGAGAAGAAGGAACCUCCAAAUUGACAGGAACAGUGGUCCUGCUCGGGGCACUGCUGGGUGGGUUUGGCGUACCCCUGCCCACGGGCUCCCUUCCAGAUGCUGUAGGGUACCAGCUCUAGCAUGGACACACACAGUGUAAGAAAAAACAUACUUCCCCUCCCAACCCUGCAGUUUAAACCAAAAACAUGAAAAUUGAAGAUAAAAUCAGGGAGUGUCCAACCCCAAAGGGGUCUCCAAACCUCCCAUACCCCUCCACCCUUCCCUUCAGCACCCCCAUACCCAUUAUCCCAUCCUAAGCAAAAGAAUAAAAUCUUAACUGGGUAAAGAGGGAGUGAAGGGACAAUUAGGCUUGAGCAUUAGAUCAGGGUGGGCAGGGGACUAGGGAUGAGGAGCACCUUUCCCUUCUUUGGGUCUUCUCUCCCUCGGGCCUCAUUCUAUCCCGUGAGCCCCUGUCUCAUGCACCCCUGACUCUGCUCAGUGGGGAGAUGCAUUCACCUGGGCAUUGCUUGUCAGGAGAUCUGGCCCCAGUAAGCUCAGCCAUGUUUCUCUUCCACCCCGCUGGGCCAGAUGCCCCUCGCAUCCAGCAUCCUGUGCCAGAUGCCCCUCGCAUCCAGCAUCCUGUGCCAGCAGUAUGGCCCCGAGCCCUAAAAGGGGAGGAAGCAGUUGGUUUGAAAACCCAGGCCCAGGGCCCCUCCUGGGGGAACAGACUAGCUACUGCAAGGGCUUCCCCCUCAGGUGUGCCAGUGAUGGAGGCUAACUCCGAUGGGUGGGGCCUGCUCAGGAAGGACGGCAAGUGCUUUUCUGAGGGGCAGAAGUUGGUGAAGAGCAGGCUGAGGAAGAUGUGGGUGCACCAUGGAACCUCUUGCCUGGAGGCUACCCCGCCUGGGGGGACACUGGUCUCCCAGAAGCCUGUAGAGAAAGCAGGAGUGAGGAAGCUUUGGAAAUCCCCGGGCACAUUAAGUCACCGGGGCCAGGACAGGUAAUGGGAGGCAGGACAGGGCGCUGAAGCUGGGCCUUUCCUCUCCUUUGUGCUGGUAGCUGUGCAGACUCCCUGGGUCUCCUUCCCCUCCGAGGAACGUGGGCCUGGGUGAGUAUGGUCUGGGUUGAGGUCGAGUUCCUUUGAGAAGGUAUGAGGAGAUGUAAAUAUGGCUCUGUGUUCCUGUUCUCUCCAGUCUCUCUCCCCGUCCCCUGCCUCUGUCCCCUGCCUAUCUCCUGGGCUUGUCAUGCCUUGCUCUCACCUGCUCAAUAAAUAAAUACUCGCCUCACCCCAGCCACUUCCUGUGUAAUUAAUAGCUGCAUCUGGAAAACUCAGCUUUUCCUGGGUUGUUGCGAGAUUCCCAGAGUCCAGGGGAGCUGGUGGGAGAACUACAGCUCCUGGGGGCCCAGGCCGGGUGAGGCAGCCUGUGGCACGCGGAGGAGGCACGCUGUCCUACUUGCACACUGUGGCUGCCUCCCCUGUGACUGAAAUUUGCUGGAGGGAGAUGGCUCUCAGAGCUUUCUGGCCCAUGAGUGCCUCCCUUACUGACUAACAUUUUGGUGAACUGCAAAAACACUGAGAGAAUUAAGAGAUCUGGGUCCGCUAACUUUGUGUGACUGGGAGUAAACCCUAGGAAUUCUUUUUGGCCUCGGUUUCCCCAUCUGCAAAGUAAGCGAUUUAAACUCUUGCAGGCCUAAAACUUUAUGUCUAUGAAGUUUUGGGGGCAAGGAAGGAAUUGCUAUCAGAGGGGAUUAUUUUGAUUUCAAUGUCGUGUCAAUAAAGAGGAGGAGGUGGGAAUAGGGUGGGGAUUUGGGUCCUCCAAGCCAGGCAGGUAAAUCCAGUAUGGUUUGGGGUACCUAGCAGAGAGUUAGGACUCUCCCUGAGACUAAAAGCUCAGGACCAGCUAUUUUCUGGCAAAUUUAGGCUCAGAAGUGGGGCGACUGGCUGGAUAUCAGUGUCAUACAGGCCCUGGGAAUGGCUGGAAUGCUGGGGUCUGAAGCCUGCGGGAUUCUAGGAAUUUGGGGAAUGCUGGAUUGUGGGAAUGUCUAUUUCCUUAGGAUGCUGGCAUGGGAUCUCAUGUCCAGGUCCCCUGAGAGUCUCCUUUUAAGGAUUAUCCUGCUCUUUACUAACAGAUGAGGAAAGAAAGCAACCAGAAAAUGUUGCAGCUUCCUAGUCUGGGUUUGAUGCACCCCUUUAUAAAUCAGAUUGUUUGGAGGUAGGGGUGACAGCCAGGGUUGAUUGCCUCAGGCACUUCAGUGUGUUAUUUGUGACCUAAAGUGGUCAGUUUCUGAGAUCUAAAGAGGCCAGUUUCUUUUGGGUCCAUAGGAGAACCAUCUGUCCUGAUACGGGGUUCCUGAGCUGAAGGUCAUGGGCCAGAAUGGGGUUCUGGAACUGUAGCCGUAUAGAAUAGCACAGUAAGUUUAAGGGACACUCAGUCUGGGACUGGGUAGUUUUCUUCCAUAUGCCUCUUACUUCGGUGUAUUAUUUCUAAGAGUGUAUAUUCUUUUCUCUUGUAAAUAAACACUGGAAAACUUACUCUUAUAAUCCGCAAAUGUGUGGAGAGGGAGGGAAAAGUGAGAAGAGGAACAUUCAGUAAUUGUGACCAUGGAAUGGGAAAAGUAAUUAAGGAUGAAAUGGAGCCAGAACCCAGAAAACUAAGCAAGCUUAGGAACCAGGAGGGUUAAUAGGUUUGGUGACCUGAAUUGGGGACUCAAUGACUGGGGCAGUUUUAGUAGUAAAAGAUCAUUAAAAAACAUUCCAAUAAAGAUAGCACACAUUACAAAACAGUUAAUUAUCAAGGCUAUCUGGUGUGGGGGAAAAUGAGGGAAAAAAGAUCAAAGAAAUAGAAUAGGUAUACUAGAAGUCCAACCAAAUGAGUAAAAAAUAUUAGCUAUUUUGAUAAAUCUAUAGAAAAUUAAAACUGGGGAAAAAUUCAUAAUUUAACAAAUGGAGUUGCGAAAGUUGGUAGAAUUUGGAUGGACAUGGGUUUAGAUCCAACAUAUAUACCUUAUUGAAUUCUGGCUGGAUGACAGAAUUACACAUUAAAAAAAAACACUUUAAAAAGGAAGAAAAUAUGUAUUUAUCUCAAAUGUGAUGGUUAGAGGACUUUUUUUAUGAAGAAAUGUUGGGAACGGGAUGGAUAUUCUUGAUGACAUUAAGUUAAAAAAUUGUAUAACAUUUUAACUAAAAUGAGAAAAAUGAUUCUGAAAAUGUUCAUGUAGAACAUAACAUAACAAUUUGAUAUCUAAAGUAUAUAUAAUUAUUUAAAAUUCACAAAAGUGAAUUUUCCAGUCCAUAGUGGAUAAAUGGUUAAAGAAUAUGUACUGAAUAUUUUCAAAAAAGGAAACAAAUUAAUAACCACUUAAAAUGUUCAACCACACUGGUUAUGAGCCAAUUAAAACAAGUUUAAAGUACCAUUUCACAACUGUCAAAUUGGCAAAAAUAAUGAGAAGGAAUGAAGCAAUGCUGGUAGAGUUGUGAAGAAAUAAAUAGUGCAUUCAUUUCUUGUUGGUAGAAU
Molecule: messenger RNA, 8202 nt
Organism: Sarcophilus harrisii (Tasmanian devil)
Lineage: Eukaryota; Metazoa; Chordata; Mammalia; Dasyuromorphia; Dasyuridae
Gene: SYNPO
Product: synaptopodin
Exons: 4
Coding region: 477-4043 (1188 amino acids)
Biological process (GO): spine apparatus assembly; modification of dendritic spine; positive regulation of actin filament bundle assembly
Cellular component (GO): nucleus; stress fiber; Z disc
Molecular function (GO): actin binding
Source: RefSeq, a predicted model, not a curated record